AUGCCGUGCUAUCCGAUGCAACACCGCCCUCACAAGGUUGCUACGAACAAUGCAUCUCGUUGUAAUUUGAAGUUGAAAGCAACUCCUGAGGCUAAUGUUCCAGAGAAGCCAUGUCGCAAGCGGGGCCCAGAGAUGUCCAUCGAUGAUCAAAGGUGGAAAAAGCAGAAGAUGGACUGCAAUGUGAAAGUUGAGUGCAGUAAUCUUUUGAAAGUACUGAUGGAUCGUAGACUAGCAUGGGCGUUCGCUAGGCCAUUCGAUCCAGUGAAGACCCCACCCGAUUACUUCAAGAGGAUUAAGAAUCCAAUGGAUUUAGGAACAAUAAAACGUAAACUGGAGAGGAAUAUGUACUCUGCUGCAAAGGAAUUUGCCGAUGACAUGCUGCUGACUUUCGGGAAUGCAAUGGCGUAUCACCCUCCUUCGUCUGAAGUUUAUCGCAACGCAAGGCUAUUGGAUUGUAAUUUCAGGAGGAGGUGGGAAAUAUUGGCUGCAAAAGUGAAGCUAGUUGUAGAAAACAAUCAUCACCAAGUUGCUGGUCUGAUGAAAGCUACCAUGGCUGAAAAACAUGGCAAGUCAAGGCGCGUAGCUUCUACUGAAGGUGUCCAAAUGUCGCCAAAGAAGGCGUUGCAGGUUGCAACGCUCAAAAGUCGCUUUGCAGAUACCAUCUUCAAAGCCACACAGUGA
Messenger RNA from Salvia splendens (bonfire salvia), 681 nucleotides. RefSeq names its product transcription factor GTE12. Lineage: Eukaryota; Viridiplantae; Streptophyta; Magnoliopsida; Lamiales; Lamiaceae. The record is from RefSeq and is a predicted model, not a curated record. Gene Ontology annotation, molecular function: protein binding. The coding region runs from base 1 to 681 and encodes 226 amino acids. The transcript has a single exon.